AUGCCCCGGAGAAACUCCAUUACGGCCUCUCUGGACUCUACACAAUCGAGGCCAAUGCCAGCUAUCAAACUGAUUCCCGACCUCGAGCUCAGCAUUGGUCAUAAUGUCUCUAUCAUGUUCUUCAACUGUUGCAAAUUCGUCUGGACCUGUAUAACGUUUACAAUCUCUGUGGAGCUGAUCAAGUCCUUAACUUCCCGUCGAAUUAUACACCAGUCCGGCUUGAUAGAUGCAUUGAUGCUUCUGUUGGGGGUCCAGAGUUUUUGUAUUCUGGUGUUUAUCAUUUGGGGUCCAUGUUAUCUAUAUCUGGGUCAUUUAAAGGACGUGGGUUCAACCCUCAAGAUGCCAUUACUCACUUUUCGAUAUGUCCAAGAAGCGAAGAGUAGACAUGGAUUGACAACUUUGAUUGAAAAGAACAACAAGGACAAAGCAGAGGAUGAGAAUAAAGACAGGGCCAGGAACAGAAACAAGGUGGAGACGAGAGCGGGGGAUUGGGAUAACGAGGCAAUCGAGCUGUUCCAAUGUAAAGCUUCAGAUAGAGUACGUAAUUCAGCCAAGAAAAGAGAAGAGAAGAGAGAAGGAGAUAAAGGUACCAACCAUACUGCACAAGAGACCGCAGCCAGCUCACACAAUGUCGUUGUCUUCCAGGACCAAGUCAUGAGAUCCAUUGCGCAACAAGCACAUCUGACGAAUUUGAAGUACCCAAAUGUAGUGACUGAGGUUACUUUGGCAGUUUUUGUUCAUUUGGUGGCAAUGGCGUUUUUUUCAAUAUUCCCUAUCAGUAGUAUUCAUUCAUUUCAGCGAGGAGUCGAGGUUUUAAAUGAAAUGAUCUUGGCCAAUAGCACGAGCUAUAAGAAUCAUUUGCCGCUGCAGACAUUCUCGGAUAUAUGGGAUUGCAAAAAUAUCAAGUCAUUGCCCACGGAGAUGACGGACAUACUGGCAAACACUUCAGUGUGGAUCAAGGGCGAUAAUGCAUGUAGACUUCACCGAUUAGCUGUAGGACUCGGUAUCGUAGAUCUGCUAAUGAUCACAAUUGAAAGCAUUGUCUGUCUUUCAUGCCUCGUGGUGUUGAUUUGGUAUAACCCACGGAUUGUGGCCUGGCGUGCAAAGCGAAUUAGGAAACAGGCUCGAAAAACGUGCUCAGAUGAGGAAGUGGACGCAGCGCCGGCAACAACGAUGGAAGAUGCGAGCGACAAUGGCGUCGGUAUUGGCGCUAGUGUUGACAGGCGAUAUUAA
Molecule: messenger RNA, 1233 nt
Organism: Lobosporangium transversale
Lineage: Eukaryota; Fungi; Mortierellomycota; Mortierellomycetes; Mortierellales; Mortierellaceae
Exons: 1
Coding region: 1-1233 (410 amino acids)
Source: RefSeq, a predicted model, not a curated record